CAAGGGCAACCAGCGCUAUCCCGCGCUAUGGAGGUGGUCGAGGCCCUAUAUUGCUGGACGAUUUAGAAUGUACUGGGCAAGAAAGAGACUUGUUCGGAUGUCAAGGCAAUCGAGCGGGCAUGCACAAUUGCGCACAUUCGGAAGAUGCCGGUGUCGAAUGCGCUGUGAAUGUUCGUCUUGCGGGUGGAUCCAAUCCCCUCAGAGGUCGUGUGGAGGUUCGCUUGAGCAACGGCACAUGGGGAACCGUGUGCGACGAUUACUGGGACAUCCGAGAAGCAAAUGUCGUUUGCCGCCAACUCGGGUAUGCAAAGGCAACCAGCUCUAUCCAGCGCUACGGAGGUGGUCGAGGCCCUAUAUUACUGGACCAAUUAGAAUGUACUGGGGAAGAAAAAGACUUGUUCCGAUGUCAAGGUAAUCGAGUGGGCGUGCACAAUUGCGCUCAUUCGGAAGAUGCCGGUGUUGAAUGCGCUGCUCUAAAUGUUCGUCUUGCGGGUGGAUCCAAUCCCCGUAGAGGCCGUGUGGAAGUUCGCUCGAGCAACGGCACUUGGGGAACCGUAUGCGACGAUUCCUGGGACAUCAAAGACGCAAAUGUCGUUUGCCGCCAACUCGGGUAUGCAAAGGCCAUCGGCGCCAUCCAGAGCUACGGAGGUGGUCUGGGCCCUAUAUUGCUGGACAAUUUAGAAUGUACUGGAGAAGAAAGUGACUUGUUCCGAUGUCAAGGCAGUCGAGUGGGCAUGCACAAUUGCGUACAUUCGGAAGAUGCUGGUGUCGAAUGCGCCGAUCCGAAUGUUCGUCUUGCCAGUGGAUUCAAUCUCCUUAUAGGUCGUGUGGAGGUUCGCUUGAGCAACGGAACGUGGGGAACUGUAUGCGACGAUGAAUGGGACAUCCAAGACGCAAACGUCGUUUGCCGCCAACUCGGGUAA
Molecule: messenger RNA, 923 nt
Organism: Sycon ciliatum
Lineage: Eukaryota; Metazoa; Porifera; Calcarea; Leucosolenida; Sycettidae
Product: deleted in malignant brain tumors 1 protein-like
Exons: 6
Coding region: 120-923 (267 amino acids)
Cellular component (GO): membrane
Source: RefSeq, a predicted model, not a curated record